Molecule: messenger RNA, 1330 nt
Organism: Stylophora pistillata
Lineage: Eukaryota; Metazoa; Cnidaria; Anthozoa; Scleractinia; Pocilloporidae
Source: RefSeq, a predicted model, not a curated record
UUUCCAGGUACAGUGUAGCUAACCUACAGCAAAAUAUAUCGUGUGGGUUAGCUUGGGAACCUUUCCCGAAUAACGUUCUUGAGACGUAUUAAAAAACCGGUAAUAGGCUGUCAUUUACGAAGUCUGCGUUCAAAUAGUUUCCGACCUAUUAACGUUUCACGUCGAAUAUUCAAGUUUCUGGUUUGGCUUCCUACAUUUUAGAAGGUAAUAGUACUUCCAGGGUCACAUAGGCAGUUCCAACGAAAAUAUUCUAUCGAUAGAAUAUGGAAUACGGAAAGGAGUCUGACAUGGCUUACGUGAAAGAAGACGAACAUAGAUACAAAGCUGGAGAACGUGUCAUUGGAGGUGAUACGUACAGUGUAAUGGAAACUGAAAUAGAGAAAAGUUCAAAGGGAAAAACAAAGAGUUCUGAAGCUCGAUUACACUUUCUCCAAGUUGGAGAUGAACACGCCAAAGUAGACGCGCGAUUUCUUGGAGCAGAUUUUGGAGCGCAAGCUGGAUUAGACGGAGACGAAGACGAAGAGGGGAAGAUUACAGGGGCUAUGGUAAAGGCACGGGCAACAGUGGUUGAAGCGAAAGCUGGGCCCCUUUACCUCCACGGUGGAGCUGGAGUAUCAACUGGAGCCAAACUAGAAAACGGAACAAUUGACGCAAAACUCGCUGGUUGUGGCUUAAAAGUUGGCAAGAAGAUCGGUGUUUCUGUUUUCGAUAACGAAAUUUCUGUCGACGCAUUAGCUCUGGCUGGUAAAGGAUGGCUUUGGGGCAAGUAACUGUCACAAUCGUCUAAAUGGAGCUCAAUGUUAAGUUGCUCAUCCUCUUGCAUUGCUUUAAAUUUAAUUUUUGGUACAAAUCAAUCUCUAAUUGUAAAAGGCCAAUAACGCUAUGAAGCAUGUUCAGUGGAACCGUUUGUGGGUUUGUAGGAUUUUAUGUUUGAUGUACGUACUAGAAACUAACUGGUCGCAUGCAUAAAAGUUUUCUAACUGAAUUGAAGGAAAUGGAUACAAGGAUAGUAGCUUCUAGAACAGUGCCAAGCUUGAUUUUUUCUACAAUUUUCCUUUAAAAUCGCUCGUGGUAGUUUUAUUCGGUGAUGUUAAUAUAAUCAGUUGUCUUGGAACGUUCCAGAACUCGUACCUUAAACAGAAUAUAAGCAAACUACGGUGGGAGACAGAUUUCACAGGUUCAUCGUUAGCUGGGUGCGUAUGUAGAAAAAAAAAGCUGUGAGAAAAGGGUUUUCCUAUGUGAAACUUCAGGUGUAAGUUUACCGCUGUGUGAUAUUACCUCUGCACACGCCAAGCUAAUUAAGAAUAAAUAUCCUUGUUACUGUUUUUAA